Messenger RNA from Fusarium venenatum, 429 nucleotides. RefSeq lists its product as uncharacterized. Lineage: Eukaryota; Fungi; Ascomycota; Sordariomycetes; Hypocreales; Nectriaceae. The record is from RefSeq and is a predicted model, not a curated record.
AUGCAGGAAGGUUACGAGGCAAGAUUUCUCAACCACCUUCACUACCUGGCUUCCCAGGGCUUAGAAAUGCUUGCACGCCUCCAGAAAAUGAGCCUUGAAGAGUUAACAGAAUUCAUUUUAACGACAUACCUGGACUCCAGGGAGUUUGACUACCCCGCUGUUUCUAUAACGGCAGAAAACCCAGACUUUUCCUUAGGAACACAAGAAGAUGAUCGACCUUGGCUUCCGUGGGUAUACCUUGAUGCCAUCCUUGAGGAUGCGUAUGAUUGGGAAAAGGAUGGGUAUGAAGAAUGGGAGGAUACUUGGAGUCGUGCGAUUCCCUUCUGGGAUCCAAGUGAGGAUGAGUGUCCAUAUAGUGACCAUCCAUAUAGUUCGUACUUUGUGAGUAGGGAUAAGUUCUGGUUCCUAUACCGAAAACGGGCAGACUAA